Brassica napus (rape) is the source of this 2088-nucleotide messenger RNA. RefSeq lists its product as uncharacterized. The record is from RefSeq and is a predicted model, not a curated record. The transcript has 4 exons. Lineage: Eukaryota; Viridiplantae; Streptophyta; Magnoliopsida; Brassicales; Brassicaceae. Bases 1 to 1980 code for a protein of 659 amino acids.
AUGGCUAGCUCAGAGAAAAUUGGAGCCACGGACGAGGAGAAGAUAGUCGAUGCAUACGCUCAAGCCGAAGUGUUCCUCCAUGAAGGUGAUUACGUGAAGGUGUUGGAGAUAACAGAAGCAACCAUCUCCGUUCACGGCGCGAAUCCAUCAUGCUAUCGCCACCAUCUUCUCCAAGGCGACGUGUUCUUUGAAUUGGCGAGCGUAGCGGAUGGUAACGAACUCAAAACUGUGUACCUGUUUGCGUGCGUUGAUGCUUACUCGGUUUCAAGUCGUCUCUGUCCGGAAUCUGUACGAUCCUUCCACGGGUGUUCUCUUUCCCUUAUUGAGUUGGGUGAUAGGCUUGGGCUAAGCAAGUUCUAUGAGAAAGCUCAUUCCAAGGCUAAGCUAGGGCUAGGAUUGUGCAUGAAGAUCCUUGAACCUCAAGGAAUAGAAGAUGAUUUGCAGUCAAAAAUUGAGGCUGCAAAUAACGCUAUGGUUGUGCAUGAUACAACUAGCGUGGAUGAUCAAACACAAGAACAGGGGAAGGGAGAGGCUGAUGUUGAUCUAUUGAAGAAGUUGUGGAGUAAGCUGGAUGAGAAAAGCAAAAGAGACUUGUUGGUUGUGGACAGUAGAGGUUUUGUGGAUUAUAUACAGUCUGUCCAUGCCAAGACAAAGGCUGAGAGAAGACACUUUUCCGAGUGUUUGUGCAUCGACGAUACUCUUCGGUGGAGAAAGUGGAAAUGCCGCAUCUGUCCACAAGUCAAUUACUGCUUGGUAGACUGUACAUGGCACAUUCUAGAGACGCAUGUCCAAAAGUUUCAACCUCGAAGCAGUUCCCGUCCUAGGCGUUUGGAUGAGUGUUUUGCUAGCAUGAUACGAAGAGCUUGUGAUUGGCCUAUAGCGACUGAUGAGACGCGGAAAGACAUGCUCAGACAGUUGGGUCAUGUUCUCAAAGAUUAUUCUGAAAACGAUAUUAUGCCACACAGCGUUUGGGAUUGGUUGAUGGUUUAUACAGAGGAGAAUGUGAAACUGCCUCAAGUUCCUGGGGACUACCUUGAAAAAUGCAAAUUCUUCAAGAGCCCUCAAUGUCUCUGCUUUCUAGAAGAGAAGAACAUUGAAUACCUUCUGGAAUAUGUUAGAGAGCUAAGCACAGAUCUUCGUGCAGGUUUGGUUUCGAAAGUGGUUGAUGGGUUAUGGGUAAAGUCGCUGGUGAAGGAAAGAAUCGAUAUUCAGAGAGUUAGUUUUAAUCUGCUUCUAGAUGAGAGGCUACUGUUUGAAGGAGAGCAUCGUGAUUAUGAUGACGUAGGGACAGUAAAGACUUUCAAGUCCAGUGGAAUUUAUAACCAUGUGAUACCUAAGGGUGAUGAGAUUGUCUCUUGGCUUCUAGACUGCCCACCAAUCGAUGCAGAGUUCGUGUCCCAAGUGGCAGAGGGUACACAGAAUCUUGAAAUAUGGUUAGCAGCAUUGAGAAUAGUGCGUUCCACAGCUAGGAAAGAAGAAAGCUACUACACUAAGAGAGACAAGCUGCUAACGUAUGAUAAGAUGUUGGGUGAAGCUGAAGCCCUUUGUGACAAAGAAGACAAGUGGAGGAAUGCUUAUCAGAGGAGCAGAUAUGCGUUGGUGCUUAGACGUAAGUGUGAGAAGCGUUGUUUUGUCAGUGUGGUAAAGGAUAUUCUUGAAGGAGCUGCUACUCCAAGAUUUGGAGAAUUAGAUGACAAAGAAUUCACGGAUGGUACAUCCGAGCUCUUUACUACUGUACAGAAUGAUGCAGUCAGAAGAAAUCUGUGGAAGCUCAGAAACUCACUUAACAAGAAGGUCAUUUCCAUUGAUGCGAAGAUUUUGCUGAACGAGUGGACGUACAAGAAGCUACACGAAUUUGCAAGACUAUCAGUCAUCGAGAACCGUUUAGUUGUUAUUCCAUUUGUAAAGCUCUAUUUGCAGGAUAAAUUGAAGCGUUUGCUGAAAACGCAUAAGAGAAAACGCAUAAGAGAAAACGCAUAAGAGAUAAACUUUUGGAGACUCAUUUUCUUAAGUAUCUCUGUGAACAGACUUUUAAGAAAAUGCGGUAGUGUUGUGGAAUUAUAAUUCAAUAGACACAUCAACUACUAC